Messenger RNA from Petromyzon marinus (sea lamprey), 1940 nucleotides. NCBI's taxonomy places the organism in Eukaryota, Metazoa, Chordata, Hyperoartia, Petromyzontiformes, Petromyzontidae. The record is from RefSeq and is a predicted model, not a curated record.
UUGUCUCUCUAUCUCUCUCUUGUCUCUCUCUCAUCUCUCUCUUGUCUCUCUCUCAUCUCUCUCAUCUCUGUCUCUCUCUCUCCCCUCUCUCUCCCCUCUCUCUCGCGCCGACGGACGGAUGGAAGGAAUCAAAUAAAAUCGUUGACGUUGCACCCGAACGAGCCCCCGGAGAAGCCGCUCGGCCAACGUCCGUCGAGUCCCACGGCAGACGAGCCGCCAGCGACAAUUUACCGUCGACGGACUCCAGCCCCGGCGCGAACCCCGGUGGGGGCGGGGGGAGGGUUGGGGGUUAAACAGUCAUGAGCGCCGGCGCCGCCACCGGCGCCUCCGGCGCCUCCGGCGCCUCCUCCUCCUCCGGCGUUUGCCGCCGCCGCCGCCGCCGCCGCUCCAUCUCGCUGGACGUGAAGCUCGAGGUGCUCCGGCGCUACGAGCGGGGCGAGCGCGCCGCCGACAUCCGCCGCGCCCUCGGCCUCACGGGCUCCACGGUGAGCACGAUCCGGGCCAACGGCGAGCGCAUCCGCGCCAGCUGCCGCAGCGUCGACCCGGCGACGGCCGCCCGGACGAGCCGCACGCGAGCCGUCGCCAUGGAGACGAUGGAGCGGCUGCUGCGGGCGUGGAUCGACGGCGAGCGCCGCCGGGGCGCCGCCCUCGGCCUCCUCGCCGUCCAGGACAAGGCGCGGGGUCUCUACGAGGAGCUGCGGGCCCGGGAGGGGGCCGACGGCGGCUCCGGCGGCUCCGGCGGCUCCGGCGGCAGGGCCUUCGCCGCGAGCCACGGCUGGUUCGAGCGCUUCAAGCGACGCAGCAGCCUCGGGAGCAUCGGCGGGGCGGCCGCCGGGGCGGCCGACGCGGCGGCCUCGGCCGCGCGCUUCGCCGAGCGCUUCGCCGAGGCGGUGGAGGCGGGCGGCUACUCGCCCAAGCAGGUGCUCAACGUGGACGAGACGAGCCUGCUGUGGAGGCGGGCGGGGGCCGCCGCCUCCGCCGCCUCCGCCGCCUCUGCCGCCGCCUCCGCCGCCUCCUCCGCCUCCGCCGCCUCCUCCGCGGCAGCGCCCCCCCCGAAGGACCGCUGCACCCUGCUGCUCGGCGGCAACGCGGCGGGCGACCUCAAGCUGCGGCCGCUCGUGGUCUACCACUCGGAGACGCCGCGGGCCCUCCGGGGCUGCGCCAAGGGCGAGCUGCCCGUCGUGUGGCGCUCGGACGCCCGCGGCUGGAUCACGGGCGCCAUCUUCCUCGAGUGGUUCAGCGGGCCGCUGCACGCCGAGCUGCGGGAGUACUGCGCCCGCGAGGGCCUCCCCUUCCGCGCCCUGCUCGUGGUCGACGGCGCCGCCGCCCACCCGCCGGGCGUCGCCUCCCUGUCGGAGGACGUCCGCGUCGUCUUCCUGCCGCCCGACGCCGCCCCGCUCGUCCAGCCCAUGCGCCGGGGGGCCAUCGCCGCCUUCAAGGAGCGCUACCUGCGGCGGGCGGCCCCCGCCGCUGGCGCCGGAAGGGGGGCGGCCGCCGCUAGGGGGGCGGCCGCCGUUAGGGGGGCGGCCGCCGCUAGGGGGGCGGCAGCCGCCGUGGAGGAGGAGGCGUUGCUGCGGCUGGACGAUCGGCUGCCGGCGGAGGCCGGGGAGGGCGAGGCCGCGCCGACCGCCCGCCGGCUGUCGCGGGCCCUGGCCCACGUGAGGCGGGCGGCGGCCAUCUUCGGCGAGGGCGACACCGACCGCCGGCGCAGCGCCCGGGUGGCGAGGCUCCUCAACGGCGCCGUCGGCUGCUACCGCGACCUCUACGGCCGGAGGAUGAGGCGGGCGAAGCGGCUCUGGCUGGAGGCCGCGGCCGCCGGGGGGCGGGCGGGCGGCGGGGGCGGCGGCGGUGGGGCGGCCGCGGCUUCGGUGGCCCCCGAGGGGCUGACGUGCGGCCCCGCGCCGCCCCGGCCGCCGUCGUCAACCGACGCCGUUUCUUGA